CACAAAGUUUCUGCUUCACUUGGCAAGCUACUGUGGCUCCUCCCUUUCUCUGUUUACAGCCAUUUUCAAGAAAUGAGAAGCCGUGCUCAAAGGGGAGUGGACUGUUCGAUUAAGCUGCUAAAUGUUAGAGCUUCAGGUUUACCACUAAAGCAUAUAGGCUCCUGGAGCACUCCGGUUUGUUUGAGAACAAAAAAGGUGGAGGAGGAGGCGGAGGAACUUACCGGAGAGGAAAGGAGGACAUUGGAAAGAAAACUAAAGAAAGAGCGUAAGAAGGAAGAAAAAAAACUGAUGCGGGAAGCUGGAAUUGCUGCUAAGAAAGAAGAGCCCAAAAAACCAUCAGGAGCUGAGUUGGCACUGGAGUAUUUAACUAGCUGGUCCAAAAAUCCAAAAGAAUGGAAAUUUCAAAAGACCAGGCAGACUUGGCUUCUUUUGCACAUGUAUGAGAAAGAGAAGGUUCCAGAUGAAUAUUUCUCUAUUUUAUUGGACUAUCUGGAGGGGCUUAAAGGCAGCGCGCGAGAUGUAACCAUGCAGAAAGCUGAAGCUCUUAUGAAAGAAUAUGACAAUUCGGAUACAGAAGAUCCAGACCUGUUGGAGAAGUGUGAGCGCAUACGAAAAGUUUUACAGCUAUUAUCAUGAAAGUGUGUAAACCUGGUCAUUAGAUUUCUAGAUUCGCCUGUCUUUAUCAUUGUAUGGAGAACAGGUGAAAUGCAACAAAUAACUUCCAAAAAAAUAUGUAAAUACAUGUUUUUUCAUUAAGAAUUGUAAUUAUGAUAAGAUUUCAUGUUUCCAUUGCUCAUUGUACAGUGUUUUAAAAUCAAUCAUUAAACAGUUUAUAAGGAGACUGUAAUCAAAACGAACCAUAGUGUUUGCCCAUUAUUAAACAUUCUAUUUUGGCUCCAUCAAGUAAUUUUUGCAUGUCUUGGAAAUGAGUGGAAACAUCCGUCUCACUUUAGUUCUUCACGUAUCAACAUGUAAUUACUAUUAACUGAUGAGAGGAGCUUUGUGUCUCUUAAUAAAAGCAAAACAACCAACAGAAAGCCUGGAGGUUCUUUCACAAAGGGUAGUUUUAAAAGCGAAUGUAAAGCACAGUGCUUUAUCAGCCAGCUGUAAUCUGUCACUUUCAGCUUUAGCAGCAUGUCAUUUGGAUUUGGGAAAGACCAUUUUCAGUCUGUCGAACAUGGGUUUAUAACACAUUUACUUAUUAGCAAUUUAAGCAAAGAUCUGGAGAGUGUCGGCUUUGUUCGUUUUCCUCUGGAUAUUGAAAGUUUUUGGGGUGCUUUAUGGCAAUAGCUACGUAUUCAGAAAAUGUAGAGAUGUGAAUAGUCCAAAUCAGAUGUCCAUUGUGAAAUCACCCAAUCAUACCUUUAGUAAGAUGCUAUCCAUAACAGGAAAUGCUGUGUUAGAACAUUUUGUGUUCAGCCUGACAAAUUACAUCUUCAUCUUUCUCUUGUAAUUGUUUUCCAGUUGAGUUAAUCUGUAUUCAGCUGCUUCAACUAGGGAACAUUUGUAUCCUAGGAGAACGCUGAAGACCAGACUUUUAUGCAAAAAACAAGGGCAUUAAUUACUCAAAAGUUUGAGAUCUCACUUUAAUAACAAUACGAAUUGAGUACUUGUUCCUAACCAGCACUCAUGACCUGAUUCUCAAAAGGUUUUGUAAUUACAGCAUUUGGCUGGAUUUUGACAACCUACACAUACAUGAAUUGCUGUAACUUUUGAAAUAUACAGCCAGUUAUAAACGCAGCUUAUACAUAGUGACCUCUUUAAGACAAUUAUUUUGGGAGCCAAAAAUUUUGAGUGAUCUAACAUGUGCUGUUCUAAUAUGGUAACUAUUAUGGAAUUUAACAUAGUGGGUGAGCCAAGAUAUAAGAAAGAGAACAAAACAACAGAGAGUGCCUGUUAAUCCCCAGAGCAGAAACAGUGAGGACACACAUAUUGCUUAUGGACAUUUUCUUACUUACCAGUUGUGCU
This is a messenger RNA of Malaclemys terrapin pileata, 1968 nucleotides long. It is a transcript of the gene CHLSN, whose product is annotated as chromosome 10 C7orf50 homolog. The coding region runs from base 73 to 636 and encodes 187 amino acids. NCBI's taxonomy places the organism in Eukaryota, Metazoa, Chordata, Testudines, Emydidae. The transcript is spliced from 4 exons. The record is from RefSeq and is a predicted model, not a curated record.